This is a messenger RNA of Anguilla rostrata (American eel), 2256 nucleotides long. It is a transcript of the gene fsbp, whose product is annotated as fibrinogen silencer-binding protein. The transcript is spliced from 2 exons. The record is from RefSeq and is a predicted model, not a curated record. NCBI's taxonomy places the organism in Eukaryota, Metazoa, Chordata, Actinopteri, Anguilliformes, Anguillidae. The coding region runs from base 1 to 963 and encodes 320 amino acids.
AUGGCUGCUGUGUUCAUGGCAACAAGCAUGGUGGGCAAAGCUAGGUCGUCCAAUUUCACCCUCUCCGAGAAGCUGGACCUACUGAAGCUGGUGAAGCCCCACAUUCGGAUUCUGGAGGAGCACACCAACAAGCAUGCCGUGAUUGUGGACAAAAACAAGUGCUGGGACAACAUUGCGGACCAGUACAACGCGCUGGGCGGGGACCGGCCGCCCCGGACCGCCCAGGGCCUCCGCACCCUGUACAAGCGUCUGAAGGAGAGCGCCAAGCAGGAGAUAAUCCAGCGCAAGCAUGCCCAGCCCGAGUACCGGGGCAGCAUCUCCGAGCCCACCAAGAGGGUCAUGGAGAUGAUCCCGCACCUCUUCCACCCGCUCCACGAAAAGGAACACAAUGCCAUGCACAGGAUCUUCUACAAGCGCGAGUCGCCGAUCGAGCAGCCCGGCAGCAGCUCCUCCCUCCCGGCCAUCUUGGACUACCAGCCGGCCGCCGUCAUGGUGCGCCUGGACCCCGACAUGGACGUCAAGCCCCCGCCCGACCUCGCCAUCCUGUCCACGCGCAUCUUGGACGGGCACGGCGACGUGGACGCGGUGGUGGCGGAGGACGAGGAGGAGGAGGAGGAGGGCAUCGGCUCGGUCCAGGGUUUCGACGGCUCCAUCUCCCCCUGCCCGUCGUCGGUGAACCUGGCCAUGUCGCACUCGCCCAUCCCGCUCCGGCGGGACCUGUACGCCCGGCCCGAGGGCCUCCGGCACCUGGCGGGCCUGGAGCAGGAGACCCUGCAGCUCUCCAAGGAGGAGCACGAGCUGCUGAUGGACAACCAGAGGAAGAUGGGGCUGUACAUCGAGGAGAAGCGCGAGGGCCUGAAGAGGAAGCAGCAGCUGGAGGAGGAGCUGCUCCGGGCCAAGAUCAAGGUGGAGAAGCUCAGGGCGGCGCGUCUGAGACACGGGCUCCCCAUUCCGCAUAUGUGACCCCAGAACCCCGCCGCCCCUUCGCUCCAACCACGCCCGAGGCCAGCCUUUACCGGGAGGUUCCCGUCUCCUCACCCUUUCUCCCUCCACUGGAGCCACGCGAACCAGGCCGGGCUCGGAGCCAAAGCCAGGGCCCCGCCGUACGGCGCGGCUGCGUUUCCCGCUAGCAGAGCCGUAGCGCGACGUAGCAUUAGCCCCGCCGUCUGCCUGGACCGGGCCGACCGCAGCCUUCAGGCUGCGCGAUAAACAGACUCCACACUCCUCUGUGCGACGUGCGUCUUCCUCUGAGUGUUUGCUGUGAUCUGUUAAUGUUUCGUUCAUGUUUCAUCUCUGUGGGCGUGUUUUAUUUUAUUGUGUGGCUCAGAUACAGACAGGCGCACUGUAGGUGUACUGCUCUUCCAGUCUGCUAACAGCUCGUCAGAAAUGCUAACCUGCUGCCGGAUCCCACUGACAGGGCUCUCAUUGGACUUCGUAGUACUGAGGGACAAAUCUCAGUAUUUGGCACGGUGGUCACCAACCCUGGUCCUGCAGAACUGCUGGAUCUGUUGGUUUUUGUGCAGGCCUUAAAAAAAAAAAAAAAAAAAAAAAAAAAAAAAAGAUUUAGACCGAAAUUCCAAAUGAGGGAAGUUACCUUUGUAAUCAGUUAAUCAUUCAUAAUCAUUUCACCAAUUAAAUUUUGUGUUCUAAUUAAAACCAACUGAGGCUGUGGACCAAGGUUGGCAACCUCUUUAAUAAUGGAAUAAAGAUAAUGGAAAAUUAUGUGGAACCACCAACUCAACGUGCAGGCGCCCUUUUCCAGCCAUGGAAUUGGUGGGGAAGAGAGUGAAAGAGAGAGGUGUUUGAGAUCAGUCAUUUUGUCUUGAUGAAAUCAUAACCCAGCAGAGUGACGUGAGGCUCAAAAUAACUACAGUGCUGCCACUCAUGUGCAAAGAACUCCUGAUUGUUUUGCUUUGGAGCCGUGCGUUUCUCAGCAGUGGGACUGCAGCAUUGGAAAAAGGAGGCUCGCAAGCUGCUAGCGCUAAAACUGCUCAUUUCAGAACCCUUUCGGAGUAACGUGUAAAGUUUCGUAUGUGAACAAAAUGUAUUCGUUAAACAGUCCAAAUGUUUGCAUCUUUUAUUAAGCAGCAGCACUCGUGUGUUUUCAUUAUUCCUUUCGUGUCUUUUCAACACAAAUUUCGAUGUGGCAAUCGUGUCUAUAGGAUAAACUGAGCAACGUGUGUCUGAUGCCUGUAGUUCGAAUUGCCAUCUGGGGGAAUUUCCUACCUGGAAAUAAAAUCAUUUUUUAAGGAUUUA